CGGGAAAAAUCAGCCAGAGCAGGACCGUCAGGACCAGAACCAGGACUGGAUGCGAUUAUAACCUGUGCACCAUGGCUCAGGAAUUUCACGUGGUCAGGUGUUUCAGAUGUGAGGUUUUCCAGGUUCAACAGGCAUGACUGCAGAGAGCCUUUGUGUGUUUGCCCUAUGUUCUGUCUGUCAGGUGAAGAAGGUGAACAGGUGGAGGUGUAAAGUGUGUGGAGAGAAACAAUCGCUGCUCAAGGAGUUUGGGCGGGGCUCCGGGGCUGACUGCAGACGUCACGUUCAGAAACUGAACGCCAUGAGAGGAGACAUGAUGGGGGCGCAGGAGCACCACAACCGGUUGCUAUGGGAACAGGCGGUGGCAGAUGGAGAAGAAGAAACCGAGCAGGAGAGAGACAACCAGGUGACAGAGAAACAGGGGAGACAGACUCAGCUGAGCCGCUGGAGCAAAUACAUGGACACACCUGAGGAGGCACAGUCAGAGGAGGAGAAUGUUUUGAUGCUCCAUGUCAACAAUGUGACCGACAGGAAGAGGAAGAGAACAGACACACCUGAGCAGUCAAACUGCUCCAGUCUGAUGAGGAAACCUGUUAGACCAUCAGCCACAACCAGAAGCACCAGUCUGACACACACCAGUCCUCCCAGUAUGAUUAAAUCCAGUCCGACCAGUCCGAUCCAGUCCAGUCUGACCCACACCGGUGCUCAGAAUCUGAACCUUUCCAGUAUGCCCAGUCUGACCCACACCAGUCCUCCCGGUCUGAACCGGUCCAGUCCUUUUAAUCUGGCAAGCACCAGUCCUCCCAGCAUGAAGAGAAUUAAUCCUCCCAGCCAGACUAGUGGUCCAGUCUCCAGGUGGACUCGUUUCCUCAGUACUGGCUGUCAGGUGCAGGAGGGGGAGGAGCCUUCUUUCAGUGGGAGGAGUCAACCGAUUGGUGGAGCUACCUCUCUGUCCUGUGGUGACGCCAUCAGCAGCGCCCCCCCUCUGCGUCCUGUUUUGUCCAUGUUUGAGAUCGGAGAUGAGUUCAGCUUUGACGACGAGGAGUUUCUGUCAGAACAGAGGGUUUAAACCCGUGUGGGAGGUAAAAUCGUUCCUUUGAUUUAUCCUGCUGAGGUUAUAAACGAACAAACAGGUCAUAAAGAAACACUGAAACUAACAGGACAGUUUAACAGUGACUGAAACGUUCAGUUUAUUCUACAGUGAGAAUCUUUUUUAUCUGAACCUCUGUCGUGUUCAGUUUAGAUCUGCAACCAUUUGCCUGUUAAUAUGUAUUUUUUUCUGAGCCUUUUUUAAAGAGAGAAUGUCAAAUUCUCCGGUUUUCUCAAAUGUGAAUAUUUUUGGGCUACUGUCUUAGUAACUGAAUCUCUGGGUUCUGGACAAAACAAAACCUGAAGAUGUCACUUUUAAUCAUUUCCUGAAGUUUUUCAGAUAAACGACUGCUGGUUAAUCAGCAGAUUAAUGGAUAAUGUUAAUAAUCCAUUAUCUGAAGCUGUGGUCAAGUUUCCUGUUUGUCAGACAGUAAACAUCUGCAGCUGCUCCAACUUCUGUUUUGAAACCUUUUAGUCUUCAGUGCAACCCGAACGAUACUGAUAUCGAUGUUUGAGGAUCUAUAAAAAUACUCUGUGCUUUGAAUAAUCAUUUGUGUCAUGUGGUAUUUCACAACAUUUACUUGUUUAAAAUCCUUAAACCUGCAGCUACUCAUUAAUUUUUACUCAUCAGUUACACAUUAAAACAGUUUCUCUGUCAGUCUGUACAUACUGUUAAUCCCUACUUCACUGUGACCAGGAUUAUCUUCCAAUCAUCUCAUACAUCCAGGUGUGAAAGGUGAGAACAGAGAAACAGUCAUCCUUCAGCAGACGGAAAUAAAAACGAACAGACUUCAAUCAAAGGGAAGAUUGAACAUCACAUGAGUGGAAGGAACUUUAAAAAUCUGAGCAAAAUAAAUCAGCUGACUGUCCUAUUCUGCUGAUUGAUUAAUUGUUAAAGUAAUUUUUUAAAAUGAAAAAACUCAUCCAGUGUCUCAGAUGUUCAGUUUUUCUGAUUUUAUCUAAGUAAGGUGAAGAUCUUUGAGUUUUAGACUAAUCAUUUGAAGAUGUCACACUUGACUCUGAUUGAUUAAAUAAUCAACGGCUUAAUCAAAGAAAAUACUGUUCAGUUGCAGCUCAGAUUUAAAAAAACAAAACUGGGAUUAGAACAACAUAUGAACAGCAGCAGUGAAUCAGAGCUGAUUAACAGUAAGUCAGUAAUUAUCUUCUUUACAUCAGCUACACUGAUACAGACAUGAUGUUCAUAUCAAAGCUGCGGAUAACGAUUAUUUUCUUUAUUGAUCCAGUAGUUCUUCAGUCUAAAAAAAAAACAUCAGACAAUAGUGGAAAAUGUGGAACAUAAUUUCACAGAGGCUGAGGCAAUGUCUUCCAUUUGCAUUUUUCAUUCUAUCAACAGUCCAAGACCCAAAUAUGUUAUUUUAUUAUUAGUUAUUUUGGCAAUUAAUCAUUUGGUCUAUAGAACAUCAGAAAACUGUUGAAAAUUCCUGUCACUGUAUCCAAGGAUACAAGGUCGCAUCAUCAAUUAUUUUGUUUUUUUUGAUCAAGAACUAAAACCCAAAAAUCUUCAGUUUACUUUCCUGUCAUUCCUUAUUAAAACCGAGAAAAGCAAAAACACAUCUGAGAACCUAGAACCAUCAGAACUGAAAAAUGACUCUCAGUUAAUCGAUCAGCAGAAUAGUUAAAGUUAAGUUUCUUUGAAUUGAUUAAUUGUUGCAGCUCUAAAUAUCAUAGAUGACCGGGAGAAAAACUAUUUCUCACACAUAUUUUCUAUUUUGUUUGAAAACUGACUAAAUAAAUCGAUUAUCAAAAUAA
Messenger RNA from Xiphias gladius (swordfish), 2856 nucleotides. RefSeq names its product MRN complex interacting protein. The record is from RefSeq and is a predicted model, not a curated record. Bases 134 to 1066 code for a protein of 310 amino acids. Gene Ontology annotation, molecular function: chromatin binding. Gene Ontology annotation, cellular component: nucleus. Gene Ontology annotation, biological process: mitotic G2 DNA damage checkpoint signaling. NCBI's taxonomy places the organism in Eukaryota, Metazoa, Chordata, Actinopteri, Istiophoriformes, Xiphiidae. The transcript has 7 exons.